UUGUUCUUUCAGCUACUGAAAUCAAGAUGAAGCUUUUGAUUGUUAUUGUCUGCGUUGCCGCGGCAACAGCCCUCGACCAGGAAUGGGAGGCCUUCAAACUUCUUCAUGGUAAGCAGUAUAACAGCCUGUCCGAGGAGAACGCCAGGCACACCAUCUUCGAGGAGAACAGCAGGAUCGUCAAGCAGCACAAUGAGGAGGCAGCCAUGGGCAAACACACCUUCUUCAUGCGCAUGAACAAGUUUGGCGACAUGACAACCGAAGAGUUCAAGAUGCUGGUGAUCGGCUCAGGUUUUAUGCCGUCCAACAAGACCGCCGAGGGGGGAGUCUUCGAGAGCCUGCCGGGACUGAAGGUCAACGACACCGUGGACUGGAGGGAGAAGGGAGCCGUCACCAAGGUCAAGAACCAGGAACAGUGCGGGUCCUGCUGGUCCUUCAGUGCGACCGGUUCCCUGGAAGGCCAGCACUUCCUGAAGACCGGCGAGCUGGUUUCCCUGAGCGAACAGAACCUGGUGGACUGUUCUCGAAGGGAAGGCAACAAGGGCUGCAAGGGCGGAAACAUGGACCAGGCUUUCAAGUACAUCAAGAUGAACGGCGGCAUCGACACUGAGGAGUGCUACCCUUACAGGGGAAGGGACGAGACCAUGUGCAGGUACAAGUCCAGCUGCAGCGGAGCCACCCUGUCCAGCUACACGGACAUCAAGACCGGGGACGAGAUGGCCCUGAUGCAGGCUGUCGGCACGGUCGGGCCCAUCUCCAUCGCCAUCGACGCCGGACACAAGUCCUUCCAGCUCUACCACCACGGUGUGUACAACGAGCCCAUGUGCAGCUCUAAGAAGCUGGACCAUGGUGUUCUUGCUGUAGGAUAUGGUACUGAUGAUGGUACUGACUACUGGCUCGUCAAGAACAGCUGGGGCGCCGAGUGGGGCAUGGAGGGUUACGUCAUGAUGUCCAGGAACAAGGAUAACCAGUGCGGCAUUGCCACUGACGCCAGCUAUCCUGUCGUCUAAUGCAAUAAAUCCUAACUACAGUUAAAGACGGCUAGUGACAUAACACACUCUCAAAACAAUGUAUCAUAUCAUGUUAUAUUACUCAACCAACAAUUGUACCGUUGCGUAUUCUAUAUUGGUCGAUGUCAUUCGUGUAUUUACUUCUGUGUGUUGUUGUUCGGUCUCAUGUCAUGAGAAUGAAAUUCGCAACAUUUCAAAGAACACAAAGUCUUGUAAUUUACCGAAUUCGAUAAGGAGCUUAGUCUGUCUUAAAAAGGAAGGCCAUCUAGCGGUUUGAGCAGAUCUGUAGCUGCGACUGACAGUCAAACGCCUGGUUCUUGUAGAUGUGCGCUGAGAGUACAGAUAAAAGUGUACGGAAAAGCUUUUGUAUUAUCAAUAAAAUAAAUCCAUACUGUA
This is a messenger RNA of Branchiostoma belcheri (Belcher's lancelet), 1403 nucleotides long. RefSeq names its product cathepsin L1-like. Gene Ontology annotation, molecular function: cysteine-type endopeptidase activity. The record is from RefSeq and is a predicted model, not a curated record. Bases 27 to 1007 code for a protein of 326 amino acids. NCBI's taxonomy places the organism in Eukaryota, Metazoa, Chordata, Leptocardii, Amphioxiformes, Branchiostomatidae. The transcript has 7 exons. Gene Ontology annotation, biological process: immune response. Gene Ontology annotation, cellular component: lysosome.